Mesorhabditis spiculigera is the source of this 729-nucleotide messenger RNA. Lineage: Eukaryota; Metazoa; Nematoda; Chromadorea; Rhabditida; Rhabditidae. The record is from the annotation of a GenBank genome assembly.
AUGUCGAUCGCCACGCGGGAGACGUUGAAGCUGUCCGCGUACGAGCCGCUGGAGGGUAUAGCCAAGCAAGAAUGCCCCACGUGCAAACGGAGAAGGAUGUUUUUCUGCUACGAUUGCCGCCAGCCGAUGGCCGGGGUUUUUUGCCCGCAAGUCGAGUUACCCUGCCUUGUCGACAUCAUAAAGCAUCCGAAGGAGAAGAAUAGCAAAUCAACGGCCAUUCAUUGUAAGAUCACGGCACCAAAAUCUACAACCUUAUAUUCGCUAGAUGAUAUCCCGAACUACUCUGCGGAAGCGAAUACGGUCUUGGUUUUCCCGUCGGAUGAUGCGAUUAGCGUUGAGGAUUAUGUGAAGCAACAUGGCGAGAUCAAGCGAUUUGUGGUGUUGGAUUCAACCUGGUUCCAGACCAGCGUGAUGCAGAGAAUACCGGAAAUCAAAGGCCUCCCGUGCGUGCACUUGAAGAAUUACCGGACGGCUUUUUGGAGGCCGCAACAUAAGCUUGAUGAACACCAUCUCGCGACGAUCGAAGCCAUUUACUACGCUCUCGUCGAAUAUCACAAUGCGAAAAAAGAACGGGAAUACGAAGGAGAAUUCGACGAUCUCUUGUACUGGUUCAUGUUGAUGAGAGGGAAAUACGACACCCGUGAAGAGGCUUACUUCAAGCGAAAAGCGGAAGAUGAAGCGGACGCGCUAGCUGAAGGAAGCGAGGCGAAAAAGACCCGCGCUAAUUCA